This is a messenger RNA of Podarcis raffonei (Aeolian wall lizard), 2331 nucleotides long. RefSeq names its product GTPase IMAP family member 6-like. The record is from RefSeq and is a predicted model, not a curated record. Gene Ontology annotation, molecular function: GTP binding. Bases 30 to 1496 code for a protein of 488 amino acids. Lineage: Eukaryota; Metazoa; Chordata; Lepidosauria; Squamata; Lacertidae. The transcript has 2 exons.
CCCCGUGCAAACCCCCCAAAAUCAAUAAAAUGCACUGGUUUCCUACACAACCUUCGUUGCACCCUCUAAUACCUGAACUUUCCUCAACAGCACCAAAUCCUGAGCACCAGAUUCCGACAGAGGGCAAUGAAGUGCGGAUUGUCCUCGUGGGGAAACCAGGAGCAGGAAAAAGUGCCACAGGAAACACCAUUCUCGGGCGGGAGGCAUUUGAGGUUGGCACCGUGACGAGAUCCUGCCAGUUAGGAAUCAGGGAAUGGAAGGGAAAGCGGCUAGUCCUCAUUGACACACCUGCUGAUUUUGACCUGGGGAGUGGCACAGCCAAGGAUUCCCCUGACUCCCAGCACUGCCUCCGUCUAUCCAGACCAGGACCACACGCUUUGUUACUGGUCACCCACCACUGUGGCGAUGCAGACUAUAAGGCAGUAGAAUGGAUUCAGGAGAUAUUUGGCUGCGAAGCCAUGAAGUACAUGAUUGUCGUGCUCACUAGGGAAAAACUGGACGACGCAACUUUGGAGGAACAUCAAUCUCUCCCAGAAUACCAACGCCUUCAGAACAUGGCUGGUCACUGCGAUUUGCAGUGGUUCUCGGUCAACAACCACAACCAAAACGAGAGGGAGACGCAGGCUGAGGAACUGCUCUCCUUGGUGAAGGUCAUGGUGGAGAAGAACAAGGGGAAGCCCUUCUGCAGGCCUGAAAGGGUUGGGAGUCCUACGUCGAUCCCAAAUGAAAAGGACCUUUCUGGGCACCCACCAGAGGAAGAGAAGCCGCAGGAGGCCGUGGAGAUUCCAGGAACUGAGGGGUCCGGAGUGGGAGGAGGAGAGAGCCCCCCUGUUCAAACAACAUUAACAGAUGCAGCUGAUCCCGUUUCAGCAGAGCAAAAGGAACUUUGCAUCGUCAUUGUCGGAAAGUCCGGGGUUGGCAAAAGUGCGACUGGAAACACCAUCCUUGGGAAAAAGAGGUUUGACUCCAGGCUUCAAAUGACCCCAGUUACAAAGUCUUGCUGGUUAGGAAUAAGAGAGUGGAGGGGGAAGCAGGUAGUUGUCAUUGACACGCCUGCGAUUUUUGACUCUGAUGGAGCCAGAAAUUCUACUGAGAUUGAGCACUGCCGACGUCUCUCCAAGCCCCGCCUGCAUGCUCUGGUUCUGGUCGUCCCAGUGGGCCGAUUCACAGAGGAAGACCACCAAGUGGUGCAGCGGGUGAGGGAGACAUUCAACAGUAGCGACGACCAGGAGCGCAUGGUGGUUGUCUUCAGCCACAAAGAAAGGUUGCAGAAUGAAAGAUUGGAAGAUUACAUAUCUUCCAGUGACAACAAAAACUUUCAGGAACUGAGGGAUCAGUGUGGUGGACGGUUUUGCAGUUUCAACAACAAUGAAACAGGAGACCAGCUUGCAGCCCAAGCUGAGGAAUUGCUCUCCAUGAUUGAGGAGAUGGCAGAGAAAAAUCAAGGCGAUCCUAAGAUGACAAAGUUGGACAAAGUUGCUGAGGCAAAUGCAUAAAGAACAUACUCUGGUUUUCUCCCGCUUGGACUAGUGCGCUCUGUGUGGAGCUACCUUUGAAGGUGACUCAGAAACAACAACUAAUCCAGAAUGCGGCUGCCAGACUGGUGACUGGUGACAUUUCAGAUGCGCCAAUAAAUGCAGAACACAGCGGCCAAGGUUUUCACUUCGCGCAGCUCACUUGGAAAGAGCAUCACUGAGUACCUAUCCAAAUCUGAACCCUUUUCAAAGCACUGGCGUUUACCUUUAGGAAAUUGGGGGUCAAAGGCAUGGAUAAGGUCAUCCAAGGUCAUCUAAGGAGGUCCUUCUUCUCUUCAUGCCUCCCCUGCUAAGAACCUUAAGAAGAGCUCUGCAGGAUCAGGCCCAAGGGAGCAGUCCAGCAGUCUCUCCCCACAAUGAUUGACCAGAUGCGCCCGAAUGAAGCCCACAAAGAGCAUGGACUUUGCCUCAAUAACUGGGAGCAGCAAUGACUCUGAAUCCUGAAGAAGUGUGCAUGCACACAAAAGCUCAUACCAAUAACAAACUUAGUUGCUCUCUAAGGUGCUACUGGAAGGAAUUUUUUAAUUUUGUUUCAACUAUGGGAGACCAACAGGGCUACCUACCUAUAAUCUGAAUCCUAGCUGCUGGAAGCCACAGGAUAGAAAUCAGAUCCUGCUUGCUGGUUUCCUACAGGCCAGAAGGUUUCAACCUUUUUGAGUCCACAGCUCCCUUGACCAACCUUCUUUCUGUGGCCCCCCCUGUGGGGCUCAGGAGCCCAGUCAUGCCCCCCCUCGCCUGCAGAGCCAGAAGCCCCUCACCCUUUUUCAAACACCCUCCCUUGCGGAGUGUGCCCUCA